Messenger RNA from Fusarium redolens, 9603 nucleotides. RefSeq lists its product as uncharacterized. Gene Ontology annotation, biological process: fatty acid biosynthetic process; secondary metabolite biosynthetic process. The record is from RefSeq and is a predicted model, not a curated record. NCBI's taxonomy places the organism in Eukaryota, Fungi, Ascomycota, Sordariomycetes, Hypocreales, Nectriaceae. The transcript has 11 exons. Gene Ontology annotation, molecular function: oxidoreductase activity; fatty acid synthase activity; phosphopantetheine binding. Bases 1 to 9603 code for a protein of 3200 amino acids.
AUGUCUCGAAUUAUGAGCCCUCCAGCCCCGAUCGCCAUUAUCGGCGUCGGUUGUAGGCUUCCAGGUGGAGCUAACAACUUAGACAAGCUAUGGCAACUGCUGUCGGAGAGCCGGAAUGGACAGACAGAAAUUCCCAAAGACCGAUGGAACGCAAAUGCGUGGUUCGACUCUUAUCCAGAUGCGAAGCAGUCCAUGGUGACCAAGCAUGGGUAUUUCCUCCAAGAUGACAUUUCCCAGUUUGAUGCCAAAUUCUUUGGCAUUUCUAGCGCGGAAGCACAUUCGAUGGAUCCGCAACAGCGUCUCUUUCUCAUGACGACGUACGAGGCUCUCGAAGACGCUGGUAUUCCCGUUGAAAAGCUGCGAGGCUCCAACACUGCAGUGUAUGCCAGCAUAUUCGAGAGGAGCUACGACCGCAUGGGGCACAAGGACCUGUCCACAAUUGGCAGGACGCACCUGAACGGAACGGGCGAGUCUAUCCUGUCAAACCGAAUAUCGUACUGUUUCGACCUGCGGGGUCCCUGCAUGAGUAUUGACACCGGCUGCUCUGGCAGUCUUGUCGGCUUGCAUCAAGCAUGCCACAGCCUUCGAUUGGGCGAGUCGAAUCUCGCCUUGGUUGGUGGCUCACAGCUUGUCAUUCAACCAGACGUUCUAAGCAUAAUGAGUGGCAUGGGAAUGCUCAAUCCAGAUGGAAAGUCCUAUGCUUUUGACUCAAGAGGCGCUGGAUAUGGACGCGGUGAAGGGGUUGCCACAAUAGUCCUCAAGCGUUUGGACCACGCACUCAAGGACGGUGACCGAAUACACGCCAUCAUUGCCAAUUCGGGCAUGAACCAAGACGGCAAAACGCCCGGCCUGAACACUCCAAGCAGCGAGGCACAGGCAGCGCUUUCACUCCGUGUAUACCAAGAGGCUGGACUGAAUCCUGCAGAUACAUCAUUCGUCGAGGCUCACGGCACUGGAACACAAGCAGGUGACCGCGAGGAGAUAGCAUCGAUAUCUAAGGUCUUCUGCGAAGAAUCUGGUAGGACAGAUGACCUUUACGUUGGUUCAAUCAAGACGAACAUCGGCCACCUUGAGGCUACUUCUGGCAUCGCCGGCUUACUGAAAUCCAUACUCAUCCUCAAGCAUGGCUACAUUCCUGCUAACCUCAACUUCAUCAAACCAAAGCCGUCUCUAAAGCUCUAUGAGAAAAAGAUAAAGAUUCCCAGUAAACUUACAAAGCUGCCAACACCACAGAACAAUGGCCCAGCUCGAGUAUCAGUCAACUCAUUUGGGUACGGAGGAACUAACUGUCACGUUAUCCUUGAGGCUCCAGGUCCAAAACCUCAGCUUAAUGGGAAUACGAAUGGGACAUCCACUCAUCAGAAUAACCCUGAGCCAUGUAAUGGAGCCACCAAUGGACCCUUGACCACUCAAUUGACUUCUUCGAACGGAUCCUCAACUCCUACUGAUACCACUACUGUUGUCGACUCUACUCCGCAAUUAUUUGUUUUUAGUGCAUCAACCGAGAAGGCUUUACUCUCAACAUCAGAGAAUACCGAGCAGUGGGCAAGUACCCACCUACUGAAUCCUCAGACUCUACGCAGUCUUUCCUACACACUAGGUGUUCGUAAGUCCGUUCUAUCAUUCCGACGAGCUAUCGUCGCAUCGACAUCCGUGGAGCUGCUGGAAGAAUUAGACCAAAUGGUUCAUCCGAAGAGAGCCACAACUCUUGCACCGCUCAAUUUUGUCUUUUCCGGACAAGGUGCGCAAUGGCAUGCGAUGGGCCGUGAACUCAUCAAUUCGUCACGAUGCUUCCGACAGUCAAUAAAGGCUAUGGAGAAUACAAUACGGCAGGAAGGAGGCUCGUGGAGUCUCAUUGAUGAGCUGCUCAAAGCGGACAGCGAGUCGCGGAUUGGUGAGGCUGAGAUAUCCCAGCCUGCGACGACGGCUAUUCAGAUUGCGCUUGUGGAUUUACUAGAGAGCUUUUCUAUAAGGCCCAGCCGGGUUAUUGGCCACAGCUCUGGUGAAGUUGCUGCUGCAUAUGCUGCCGGUGCCUUGAGCAGAGACAACGCCAUCAUUGUUGCCUAUCACCGUGGUGUUGCCUCCUCGAAUGCCAAAGCAGAGGCUGCAGUGCCUGGUUCCAUGAUGGCAGUCAGUCUUGGAGAGGCCGAGGCGCAGCGAUACAUUGAUAGGGUUACAACUGGAACUGUCAGUGUGGCCUGUGUGAACAGCCCCUCGAGCAGUACAAUCUCGGGAGACUUGGCUGGAAUUGAAGAGUUAAAGUAUUUACUUGACGCCGAGGGAAUCUUUGCCCGCAAACUCAAAGUUGAUACUGCAUAUCACUCGCAUCACAUGCGACGGAUCGCACAGGAUUACCAGGAAGCAAUGCGAAAUAUCGAGUCCUCUGACGUACGGAGUGGUGUUAUAUUCUACUCAAGCGUUACCGGUACAACCAAAUCAACAGCAUUCGGCGCCGACUACUGGAGCGACAACUUAGUAUCCCAGGUCAAAUUCAGCCAGGCAUUGGCUUUGCUGCGGGAUGAUCAACUACAAAACGAACCGGGGAUGGACACAAGUGUUUUCAUCGAAAUUGGUCCUCAUUCAGCUUUGGCAGGCCCCUCUCGUCAAACACUUACACUACCAGGAGGCGCAAAGUUCAAGUUUGAAUAUUUCUCUGCCCUAUUGCGCCAUAAGAACGCUAUACAGACAGUCUUAUCCCUUGCCGGCAAGAUUUUCGAGCUAGGCCUCAAGGUCGAUAUGGAAGCCGUACUCAAGAUGACUGAUGAAGGAGAGCCUGAAAUUAUUCGGGAUUUGAAAUCGUACCCUUGGGAUCUUGCCCCAUUUUGGCACGAAUCUAGACUAAGCAAGGCUCACCGUUUUCGCAAGUUUGCACCACAUGAUUUACUCGGCCUCCUGGAUCCGGCGAGCACUAUUCAAGAGCCGCGCUGGAGAUACCACAUCAACUUGGACGCCUUGCCAUGGCUGCGUGAUCAUGUAGUCGAGGGCUUUACAUUAUAUCCAGGCGCAGGCUACCUUACCAUGGCUAUCGAGGCGAUGAAGCAGCUUGUGCAGUUGAGAGAUGCCCAGCGGUCGAUUUCAAAAUUCAUCCUCCGUGAUGUAAUCAUUUCGAAGUCCAUUGUCCUCAACGAGUCGGAUAAUGACCAGCAGUCUGGCGAAGUUGAAGUACAACUGAGCAUGUCCACCUCACGUCAAUACGAAGGCAGUCGCUGGGAAACGUUCCGAAUUUGGUCAUAUGACAAUGCCAAUGGAUCGUGGACCGAAAACUGCUCGGGCGAAAUUACAAUCGAAUAUGAAAGCCCUGAGGAUGAUGAGGUGAAUGGGGCAAGAGAAGCAGAUUUGCGCAGAGAAGAAUCGAUGCAACUCCUUAAUGAUGCUCGAAAGAGCUGUGAUAUGGAGAUGACAAAGACCGAGUUCUAUGAGUUCGCUAAGCUUACUGGCAACCAAUGGGACGGGGCAUUCAGUCCGAUUGAUUCUCUGAAAUACGGCAACAAACAAGGUCUUCUCGAUAUCAUUAUUCCAGACGUGGCUGCUUUAAUGCCGUAUCGCUCCUUUAGGCCUCACGUCAUUCACCCAAUUACCCUCGAUGCUGUUCACCAACUUAGUGGAAUGCUUUUCAAGAAGUUUGUGUCCAACGCUCCUUGUGUUCCGACCAAGAUUACUCUGCUGGAAGUUGAUGCCAAGAUCUCGACACGAGCAGGCAAUAGCCUGACUGCCGCCAUGCAGAUCGAACCCGAUGGACUAAAAGCAUCUACAGGUCAGUCUUGGGUGUUUCAAGAAGAGGCGGAUGGCCAGCUCAGGCCAGUCAUCAAAAUUUUGGUCAACCUCAGAGCCAUCGGCGAGGCGCAUCAAGAUGAGAACCGGCCCUUCGUCCAGGAUAAAGUAAACCGGCUGGAAUGGAAUCUGGACGCAGAUUUUAUGACGGAAACGUCGUUCUCUCACUUUCUCUCUGUCACACUGGGCUUGGAUGAGAACAUGACAUACAACUAUGAAGGCAGCAAAGUAUCUGCUAUCGAAGCUGAGGAGAGCUUCCGUGUGGCUGACCAGGCGGCAUCUAUUUGGAUUCGAGAUGCACUAAGCUACGUUGAGGCCAACAACGUUGAGAUCACGAGCCCUCAUCUAGUCAAGUAUCUUGGAUGGAUGAAGAAGUGGGUCAAAUCUGACUAUUACAACCAGAUCAUGUCAGGCUUGUGCUUCGAGGAUGAAGUCGGCAUACUGCAGCGCAUUGAUUCCCUCGCUAAUGCACCUGAGUUACAACUACUUGCACGUGUUGGCAGAGCCCUUCCCGGAAUCCUAAGCGGUACAUCCGAUCCGUUGAGCGUUAUGCUGGAGGGGAACCUCCUGAUACGGGCUUACGAAGGUGGAACUUUCAGUAGUGACUAUGAAGCUGCAGUUGCAUAUCUUCAACUUCUCACAUUCAAGAAUCCACGCCUUCGCUUUUUGGAGAUUGGCGCCGGGACGGGCGGCUGCACAAAGCGACUUCUCGGUGGGAUUGCCGGUCGGAACAGCGGCGACGGCCUUCCCAUUGGGCAGUACACGUACACGGACAUAUCAAGCGGCUUCUUUGAAGAAGCUCGCAGCACGUUUGCCGACUGGGAGUCUUACAUGGAUUUUAAGACGCUGGAUGUGGAAGGAGAUCCCCUCAAACAGGGCUUUCAGCCCGAAUCAUAUGACGUUGUCGUGGCAUCGAACGUCCUGCAUGCGACGAAGCGGAUGGAUGUCACGAUGGAGCAUGUGCGAAAGCUUCUCCGUCCCGGUGGAAGCCUCAUUCUCGUCGAGAACUCGCCUAAAGGCGCAGUUAUCGGUCUCAUAUUUGGCACGCUAUCUGGAUGGUGGGCUCACGAGGACGAAUUCCGAGAGGACACUGCGCUGAUGUACAGGGAGCAAUGGGAUAAGAUUCUAUCAAGGAACGGCUUUGGCGGCAUACAUGUUGCACGCAACAGCAUGAUGGUUUCCAGAGCUGUGCCUCUGUUGAUGAACGGACAUACUAUGGGAAACAAUAGGAUUGUACUCAUCAAAGAUGCUGCCGAUGAUGGUAUUGUUGAGAUUUCCAAGAAUAUCAAGCCUACUUCGACCGAGGUUCGGAUAAGCGAGCGCACUUGGGACCGAGUAGAUGUUAGCGAGGACACGCUCUACUUGGUCCUUGAUCGCGCUGAGACACCUCUACUCCUCGACCCUCAACCUCAAUUAUUCACAGCACUCAAUGCUCUUCUUGCUUCAAAGGCCAAGAUCCUGUGGGUCGUCAUUCAAGAUACUCCCGAUCCAGUGUCCACGGCAUACAAAGGCGUAGUAAGUGCUUUUAUACGAGUCCUCCGUCGCGAGAGUGGCAACACUGGGUUUGUCGCCCUCGACAUCCGUGAUCCUGCUCCCAGCCCGGAGGUGACCGGGCAGGCAGUAGCUGGGAUCUUGCAAAAGUGCUUCUGGCCAGGCACUCAUGAUGGAAAGUCUCUGGAACCUGAAUUCGCCUACGAGAAUGGCCGAGUGUCAAUUCCUCGGGUAUUGCCAGACGCCACGUUUUUGAAGUGGGCUCGUAGCAGCUGGAAUGACUCCACUGUGGCCCAGACAGAGAGCACUCUUCAUCAAGGUGACCGGGCUCUCAAGCUUGAAGUCGCUACUCCCGGCUUGCUAAGCUCUCUCCGAUUCGUGGAUGGUGACUUGUCGCCCGAAUUAGGAGCUUGCCAGAUCGAGGUCAAACCCGAUGCCUACGGGGUCAACUACAAAGAUCUGUGCGUGGCCCUCGGACAAAUGAAUUCUGAUGCGCAAAUGGUUGGCGAAUUUGCUGGUGUUGUAACGGCCGUUGGCGAAGAUAUGAAGGACACAUAUCAGGUGGGAGACAGGGUCAUGGGCUUUGGUGCUCAGCCAUAUAGCAACCUGUCGCGAGUAAACGGAUACCAUGCCCACAAGACGCCCAGCUGGAUAAGCAACACUACUGCAGCAUCGAUACCCUAUGCAUAUUUGACGGCGUACCAAUGCAUCAGGAACCUGGCCCACCUCGAGCAGGGUCAAUCUGUUCUCAUCCAUUCUGCAUCCGGAGCUGUUGGUCAAGCGGCGAUCCAACUUGCCCAGUCCAUUGGAGCAGAGAUCUUCUGUACGGUUGGAAACGGCGAGAAACGGCAAUUUCUCAUAGAUGAUUACGGCAUCCCGGAAAACCACAUCUAUUCCAGCCGGUCCGGUUCAUUCAAACAGAGUAUCAUGCGUCUUACCGGCGGGGAGGGUGUGGAUGUCGUGCUCAACACAUCAACAGGAGAGAUGCUUAGAGACAGCCUUGACUGCGUCAAAAGUUUGGGCGUCUUCAUUGAGCUGAGGAAGAGUGAGAUGCAAAAAGCCUCUCGUCUGAGCAUGGCUGCAUUCGAAAAGUCAAUCACAUUCCAUGCCUUUGAUCUGGUGACUCUGGCUACACGAAAGGCUAACCAGAUAUACCGGAUGCUUGGUGACAUCGUCGAACUCAUUGGGUCAAAGGCACUGCGCCCGGUGCAACCAGUUAACAUACAUCCCAUCGAGCAGGUCGAGGAUGCCUUCCGCCUUAUGAGUGCGAGAAAACACAUAGGAAAAGUUGUUCUCGUGACACAGCCAACAUCAAGAGUCAAAUGUCUGCCAGCGCAGCCUACACCUCUGCGACUCCGAAAAGAUGGAACUUACAUCGUGGCAGGAGGCCUCGGCGAUCUACCUUCGCGGAUAUGUCACUUUUUCGCUGCCCGGGGAGCCGGACAUAUCGUCUCCCUCUCUCGGCGCACUAUCGACGAUGAGACGAGACGUAAGCAUAUGGCAGCGGUGGAAGCGCAUGGUGGCCAGCUUCACCUAUUGAAAUGCGAUAUCACCAAUGAGGAGCAGAUGAGGAAUGCGGUCUCGUAUUGCACAGCGCUGCCUCCAGUCAGAGGUGUUGUGCAGGGCGCUUUGGCUCUGAGGGAUCGAACCUUUUCUCAAAUGACAGUCGGUGAAUGGAAGCAGCCACUUCAGCCCAAAAUUGUUGGAACCAUCAAUCUUGACAAGUAUUUCGCCAGCCCAGACUUGGCCUUCUUCGUGGCACUUUCAUCUAUCGUGUCUGUGAUUGGAAAGUCUGGUCAGUCGAACUAUGCAGCCGGCAAUGGCUUCCAAGAUGCCUUUGCGCGCGCUCAUGCCAAUCACCCGCAUACUCAGUAUGUCUCCCUCAACAUCGGCGCUGUCUCCAUUGAUGCCCACGGCGCUUUGGAGGCAUCCCAGAACGAGACCGCAAUCAGUACUAUCAGGGCAAGUCUCCGACAAAAUAGUGUCAUGGAUAUCUCUUUUGAAGAGUUCUUCGCAAACUUUGAAUACAUCAUGACAGAUUCUGCUCGAAAGGAUGGCCUACACCAGUCAAUCCAAGCAGUAACGCGUCUAUCAAUGAUGGAAGCCAACGACGAGUAUUUGCUCAACAAUCCCGUUUUCAACCAAUUACCACAUGCACUGGGGAAAAAGGCCAGUGGCGCCGCCAAAAGCGACAAGGUCGACUUUGCAGAGGCACUGGCUGGUGUGAAGACCAUGGCUGAGGCGGAGCAGCUGAUUCAAGACGCUGCACUCGCCAAGUUUUCUGUCUUCCUCGACCGGCGUAUGGAGGAGAUUCGGGUAGAUCAGUCGUUAGCCACGAUUGGGCUGGAUUCUCUCGUCAGCAUUGAGUUGAAGAAUUGGAUGGUGCGCACAUUUCAGGUUAAUCUACAGACAUCUGAGUUGAGCGGUGCUGGCAGCAUCACGGCCCUCGCGGCCACAGUUGCUUCGCGAUCUAAACUGAUUCCUGAUGAGAUACGGCAAUCACGCCCGAAAGAGGCUGGCCCUGUCAUAGAAGAAUCAUCUAUAUCGAAACGCGAGCAGGGUCAGACCAAUCACGGCUUCUAUUGUUGCCGGACGCGCAAGGAGUUACCCAGAUACCCGCUCGUCGACCUAGACGAGGCCAUUAAGGACCUUCUCAACAGCAUCGGCCACUUCGCUCACACUCGAGAGGAAUACGCAGAGCUCAGUCGUAAAGCCCAUGCCCUAGCGGCACCAGAUAGUCUUGGUCACAGACUCUACAAUAAGCUGCGUGUCAAGGCUGAUGAUCCGAACGUGGAGAGUUGGAUCGCCGACCUACUUCUCAAGGCCUUGCAUCUCAAGCGUCGAUACCCACUCGCACCCUUUGGAAAUUUCUUGGGUACGCACUUUGACAGCCCGAUAGCCCACACCCAGGCGGAGCGGGCGGCUAUACUGACUACAGCGUUGUAUGAAUUCAAGGCCGACCGUGACGCAGGCAGGCUGGAACCUGAUUUCCUUGGUACCAGGGCUAACUGUGGGCACUCAUUAUCCUGGCUUUUCAACGCCGUAAGAGAGCCAAAUGUCGACUGUGAUAAAAUGAUGAAGUACCCCGACAAUGAGUACGUUGCCGUACUGCGAAAGGGACAUCUCUUCAAAAUCCCGCUGAAGCAAGCGGAGACGACAGCUUCAUAUGACAUGCUCAAGGAAACAUACCAAGCAAUCGUCGAUUUGGACUUCAAAGACAAUUCUUGGGCUGGCAUGUUGACCACUGACAAUCGCGAUUCAUGGGGAUUGAAUCGGCAGAGACUGCUCUCUUUGGACAGCAGGAAUGCAGUUUAUCUCGAAACCAUUGAAGCUUCUGUAUUCGUCAUGUGUCUUGACGACAAUAGCCCGGUCACGCGCGCAGACCGAGUCCGCUCUGGUUACAUUGGGGACUCCUUCAACCGCUGGCACGACAAAUGCACCCAGAUUAUUGUCACCGCCAACGGGCGCUCGGCAACCAUCUUUGAGCACUCCAUGAUUGAUCUCAUGACAGUUUCUCGGCUUUCCCAGAGACUCCAAAAUGCUAUCACCACUCUUGAUCCUAGGAAUGCCGCAUCAAGCGACGGUAGCAUUGCUGCUGAUCCAGCUAGUCUCAAAGAGAUCCCCUUGGUGACAACAGAAGACAUUGAUAGCCGCAUUGAAAUCCUCCGCCAAGACUACCUUGCCAUCACAUCCACAAAACAAUACGUCCCACAUCUCAUCAACUGUUUUGGCAAAACGCUCUUGCUCAGUCACUCCGCGCCCAUCAAGGCGACCGUUGACUUAACAAUCCAGCUUGCUAGUCGACUGUACUUUGGCUACCUGCCAGCCAGUUGGGAGACCGUAUCGACGGCGCAUUUCCACCUUGGCCGUCCAGAGAUUGUGCAGGUGGUUCUGAAGUCGGUGAUGGACUUUUGCGACGCCGCUCUUGACGAUGCUAUCCCCCGUGGUGAGGCUCGCGCCAAACUCCUACAGGCAGCACGCGACUGCAAUGCGCAAAUCGCCAAGGGAACCGAGGGUCGUAACUACUUCAGGCUGAUGGAUGUGAUCGAGGUCAUGUCACAGGAUCAGAAGGAUGAAGAGAUGCCAGAACUGUUCUCCGACCCCGUCUGGAAGAGGGGCUACCCGCAACUGAUUAUGCAAACGAUGGUGGAAACAAAGCUGGCAGAAGAUCCGGGCUUCACCAUGCCGCACCCAGAGUCUGUAUGGAUGAAUUAUACUGUGUUUGAUGAUUCGCUUGAAAUAUGCUUUGUCAGUCCAGUAAAGAGCGCAGAGCGAUUUAAAGCGGCUCUAGAUCGAGCAGCAGAGCUUGUAAAGAACAUCAUUUCGGCACAAGAUAUAUAA